AUGAUGAUUGAACAAAAGAUAAUUGAUAAUUUGCUACUUCUUCCUUUUUUUAGUCUGAGAGAUCAAGCCCAGGUUGAGCAAUUGUUACGAUACAUUAUUGAAGAACCACCAGAAGAUGCUGAAAAUAAACGAGCCUUCAAGUAUGCAGCUGUUGUUGUUUGCCUAAUGAUUCGAAAGACAGUUCCACUGAUGAAUUAUGUUCAAGCCCAUCAGAAUGUCUUCCGUCAAUUGGUUGAUUUGAUAGGAAUUACAUCCAUUAUGGAGGUUUUGGUUCGACUAGUAGGUGCUGAUGACCAUGUCUAUCACAAUUUUAUAGAUGUGAUGCAAUGGUUGGCUGAGAGCAACCUGCUUGAGAUGAUUAUUGAUAAGUUGAAUCCAUCUAGUCCUCCUGAAGUUCAUGCCAACGCCGCUGAAACAUUGUGCACAAUAACUAGAAAUCCCUCAUCUACUCUAGCAAUUAAACUUUCAAGCCCAAGUUAUGUUGCAAAAGUAUUGGACCAUGCAUUGGAAGAUUCACAGUCAAAGUCUAGCCUUGUGAACUCACUUUCAGUGUGUGUUUCUUUGUUGGAUCCCAAAAGAUCUGCUAUGUCAUCUCCCCUUUUUCAUUCCUUUCGAAGUCAACACAUGUAUGAACCACCAAUUCCUGUAAACCCAGACACUAUUGGUGCAAUGCUACCUAAACUCAGUAAAUUGCUUAUGCUUUUGAAUGUAUCAUCUGAUGAAAAGGUGUUGCCUACAACAUAUGGAGAAUUGAGACCUCCACUUGGGAAGCAUCGAUUAAAGAUUGUUGAGUUCAUUGCUGUCCUUCUGAAAACUGGAAAUGAAGUGGCAGAAAAUGACUUGCCGACAGUAGUUGCUGCAGGAAAACAGGCACCACGGGCAGGGAACAUUGGGCAUAUUACUCGAAUUGUUAACAAACUUGUUCAACUGGCACACAGUCGAAGCCUCGUACUAACUUGUCUUCAGGAAAAUAGUGAGUGGAAUGAGUGGCAAGCUUCAGUUCUUCAGGAGCGUAAUGUGGUUGAGAAUGUUCACCGUUGGGCUUGUGGACGGCCGACUGCUUUACAAGAUAGGAUGAGGGACAGUGAUGAUGAUGACCUUCAUGACAGGGACUAUGAUGUCGCAGCUUUAGCCAAUAAUUUGAGCCAGGCUUUUAGAUAUAAACUUUAUGGAAAUGAGGAUAAUGAAGAGGAACGUGCCAACCUUGAUCGAGAUGAUGAGGAUGUCUACUUUGAUGAUGACUCUGCUCAAGUAGUCAUAUCAUCCCUCAGACUCAGUGAUGAUCAGGGGAGUAGUCUGUUUACAAACUCCAACUGGUUUGCAUUCCAAGAUGACAGAAUUGGUGAUGCAUCUGGGGGCACAACUUCGUCGGAGAUGAUGGAUGAGAUAAACUUGAAUGGUGCUGCAAAUGGUGGUAGCAGUAGUGAUGACGAGGUAGUGGUUGGAGAGGAUGACGAGUUGGCUGAAAAUAAUCUCAAUGGUACAUCUAGCUCAAGCACAAACAUAAAUGGAAUAAUGACUGGUAGUGAUUCCAUGAAUGGAGACACCUUGAACUUUGAAAACAAAAAGGCAAGUGCUUCACAUGAUUUGGGAUUCUUCAGGUUUGAGGCAUCGGACAAUGAAGAGUUGUUUGGGGACAGGCCUUUGCCUGAUUGGGUGGGAUGGGGUGAACCUUCAGAUGUUCAAGAUACCGGCUCAAGCAUGAAUCCAUUUGUGGACCAUGAUGAUUCUUCUGGUAACAACCUCUCUACCAAACCUCAAAUAGGUAACCCAAAUCCUAGUCCUCCUUCAAAUGGAGACUCUGUUCUUUCAAACAGAUCACUAUCCCCUAAAGAUUCAAUUGAUGGGUGUGUUGACACAAGUCAAAGAUCAGUAGCAGUACCAUCACUCUUUGAAGAAGAUGUUGAAUUUGUAGGUGUAGAAUUAGAAGGUACCGAGAAGGCUAUGGAACACGCUUUGAAAGAAGGGAUAGUUGGGGAGGCAGGACCAUUGAAAAGAAACAUGGUCUCUAAAGUGCCACCAGAAAAAGAAAGUUCCGAUGAGGGUGGCCCUGGAAUAAAGGAAUUUAAUAAUGCAAAUUAUUGGAGGGUUGACCAGGAAGUUGCUGUUCUUGAGUGA
Sphenostylis stenocarpa is the source of this 2118-nucleotide messenger RNA. The record is from the annotation of a GenBank genome assembly. Lineage: Eukaryota; Viridiplantae; Streptophyta; Magnoliopsida; Fabales; Fabaceae.